This is a messenger RNA of Nicotiana tabacum (common tobacco), 573 nucleotides long. Lineage: Eukaryota; Viridiplantae; Streptophyta; Magnoliopsida; Solanales; Solanaceae. The record is from RefSeq and is a predicted model, not a curated record.
AUGGUUAACACCUCUGAAAUCACCUCUGGGAGCAUUGGUAAUACAAUACCGGACUCUUCAAAGAAUACUGGAAAUGUAGUACCAGACUCUUCUCACCCAUUUUUUCUUCACCCCUUUGAUUCACCUGGUUUGACCUUGGUGAACUCAUCUUUUGAUGAACCUUCUGAUUACAAGCUUUGGAAUAGGUGUAAUGACAUGGUCAUUUCUUGGUUGCUAAACUCUCUUUCAAAGAACAUUGCUGACAGUGUCAUCUACUCUAAGACAACCAAAGAUCUGUGGGAGGAUUUAGAGGACAGAUUUGGGCAAUUAAAUGAUACCUUGAACACUAAUGUAAAUUGUGCUUGUGCAUGUGACUGUGGAGGUAAAGCUAAGGUGGCUAAGUCACUCCAAGAUGAGAGAAUCGUCAAGUUCCUCGAGGGCUUGAAUGAAACUUAUGCCUCUGUUAAGAGUAAUAUUCUGAUGUUAUUACCUCUGCCUAGUAUUGGACAUGCUUACGCUUUACUCAUGCAAGAUGAAAAGCAGAUAGAGGUCUAUGUUAACUCUCAAUUUCCUGGAGACUCUUCAUCAUUUUAG